AAAGGCACAUCACCAAGACUCGAGCCACUGUUAGUGUGCGUUGCAGAGAGACUGUAUAUCAAACAAAAUGAGCGGAAGAGGUAAAACCGGAGGAAAAGCCCGCGCUAAGGCCAAGACUCGCUCCUCCAGGGCUGGUCUGCAAUUCCCAGUCGGCCGUGUUCACAGACUUCUUCGCAAAGGCAACUAUGCAGAACGCGUCGGUGCUGGAGCUCCAGUGUAUCUGGCCGCUGUGCUCGAGUAUUUGACCGCUGAGAUCCUGGAGUUGGCUGGAAACGCCGCUCGUGACAACAAGAAGACCCGUAUCAUCCCCAGACACCUUCAGCUGGCAGUGCGCAAUGAUGAGGAGCUGAACAAGCUUCUCGGUGGAGUGACCAUCGCUCAGGGCGGUGUACUGCCCAACAUCCAGGCUGUGUUGUUGCCCAAGAAAACCGAGAAAGCAGCCAAGAAGUAAACGGUGAAAAUCGUUUCAAAACCAAAGGCUCUUUUAAGAGCCACCCAUUUCCCCCUUAAAAGAGUGAUCUACUUCUGUUAGGUUGAGCUUGUAAUUUAAUAAACCCAACUAAAGUUUUGUACAAAUAAACUUGUAA
This is a messenger RNA of Danio rerio (zebrafish), 587 nucleotides long. The record is from RefSeq and is a predicted model, not a curated record. Lineage: Eukaryota; Metazoa; Chordata; Actinopteri; Cypriniformes; Danionidae.